AUGCUAGACUCAUCUGUAAUACUUUCCAAAACCAACUUCUGCAAUUCGAGAAAAAAUCGAUUGCCCUCUUCUACUUAUAAAUAUACUCUGGACAGCGAGUACAUCAAGCGGUACCUGGGUGAGCUGACUCCGAUGCAGGAGUCCCGGCUGCUGCAACUGCGGAAGUGGAUCGCUGAUCUGCAGAAGGGCAAGGUGCCAAGUGACACAACACUACUGCGUUUCCUUCGAGCUCGAGAUUUCAACGUAGAGAAAGCCAGGGAGAUGCUGUCUCAGUCCCUACUUUGGCGCAAAAAGCACCAAGUCGACAAAAUAUUAUCAGAAUAUGAAACUCCUGAUGUCGUGAAGCAGUACUUCCCUGGUGGUUGGCAUCACCAUGACAAGGACGGGCGUCCGCUGUACGUUCUGCGAUUGGGACAAAUGGAUGUCAAAGGCCUGCUGAAGUCUAUCGGAGAAGAUGGCCUCUUAAAGUUGACCCUUCACGUAUGUGAGGAAGGACUAAAACUCCUAGAAGAGGCCACCCGUGCAUCGGAACACGCAAUCCAGUCCUGGUGUCUACUCGUUGACCUGGACGGGCUCAACAUGCGCCACCUCUGGCGGCCUGGAGUGAGGGCUCUGCUCCGUAUCAUUCAGAUCGUGGAAGCUAAUUACCCCGAGACUAUGGGACGGGUUCUGAUCGUCAGGGCUCCGAGGGUGUUUCCGAUAUUGUGGACCAUUGUCAGCACCUUUAUUGACGAUAACACUCGCAGUAAAUUCUUGUUUUACGGCGGCAAGGACUAUCUGCAACCGGGUGGCCUACUCGACUAUAUACCGAAGGACCUAAUACCCGACUUCCUUGGAGGACCUUGCAAGAGCUUCGUACACGAAGGUGGUCUGGUGCCGAAGAGUCUGUACGUCAGCGGUACCUUCACAGAAAGAGAUGGAGAUCCAUUAAGCGAGGACAGCAUCUAUCGAUCUGUCAGUUUGGGUAAAGGACAGGUACACGAAGUGAUAGUAGUGAACCGCGACCCCCAGAGCGUGUUGACGUGGGACUUCGACGUGCUCCGUCACGACAUUGCGUUCACCGUGUAUAGGAGUGAACAUGAACUCCGACACGCUCCUGCUGAUGCCACAGCUCUAUGCGUAGGUGGGAGUGAGGAGCAGAAGUCUGUGCUGGAACAGAAAGGGUGGCGGGAAGGGGAGCACUUCCACAGGGUGGAGCCUACCCUCGUGUGCCAUGAUGGAGAGAGCAUACAGGGCUCUCACGUGAUGGUGGAGUGCGGCAGCUUCGUGCUGCAGUGGCGCUGCGAGCUGCUCGACAGCGCGCACCGCGCCGCACAGCUCAUGUACUUCCACGAGACGCUCACCAGCCACCACUACAAAGGAUCGAUGUCCAGUCUACAGUCAGGAACUAGCGGCUUCUCUUGCCUGUCGGGCAAGUCCAUGGCCAGCAGCUGCCCGUCGCGGUGA
This is a messenger RNA of Arctia plantaginis, 1446 nucleotides long. The record is from the annotation of a GenBank genome assembly. Lineage: Eukaryota; Metazoa; Arthropoda; Insecta; Lepidoptera; Erebidae.